AUGGCUACCGCUGAUAUCAAUAACAUGGCUGUAUAUAACUCAAUCUUAGCUUAUUGUCAUUUAGAUUUCUUUUUGAACUAUGAUGAAGUAGCUCAAGUGCCAGGUUUAAAGCAGAACAUUCCCAGUACUGCAGUGAAUUAGGGAGGAUAAAACUUAGAUGAGUCCUUUGAAAAGUAAAAGCCUCCCAGUGGGGUUAUGAAAUGCAGUAUGAGAUUGAUUGGAGCUCUUACUCGAAUAUUUGAGAAGGUGGGAAUCAUAAAUUUCCAUCAUUUCUUGUUUCUUGCUUUGCUAGGAAUCAUUACUGCUAUUAUGGCUUUCAUAGUUGAUUUGAUUUCAAUGAACAUGAUCGAUCUUAGCAAUCUUGAGUACAAUUACUAUAUUAGAUUCGGUAUAUAUGUGGCAACCGCUGUAUUCUUCAUGAUAAUUGCUGCUUCAGUAGGAGCAUUGAUCAGUACUGAGGCUGAGGGCUCAGGCAUUCCUGAAAUGAAGGCUAUAAUUGCUGGAAUAGAUAUUUACAAAUAUUUAUCAUUGUAGACAUGCUUUGGUAAAAUGAUUGGACUAAUAGCUGGUUUGAUUGGAGGACUACCUAUUGGAAGGGAAGGCCCAUUUGUGCAUAUGAGUGCAUGCAUCGCAUCUAAGCUUGCAAAAUUUAAGUGUUUUGAUGAUAUUAAUAACAAUUAAGCCUUAAAAAAGACCAUGUAUUCUGCCGCUGUAGCUGCAGGCAUGACUGUGGCGUUUGGAGCACCGAUGGGGGCUAUUAUGUUUUCAAUUGAAGUAUCAACAACUUAUUAUAUGGUCAGCAAUCUUUUCAAAUCCUUUUUCUGUGUGACUUUCAGUAUAAUUGUCUAUAAAGUUCUUGAAAUGCUUAAAUGGUUAGUUCUCUAUCAGCCAACUAAAUACCCAAUGGCUAUUACAGUAGAUCAUGAGAUUUUUUUAGUCGCAUUGUUAGGGAUAAUUUGCGGGUUAUUUGGGGCAGUAACCAUUUAAAUCAUGACAAAAAUCAUAUUUUUAAGAACUAGACUAAAGGUCCCUAUCCUAUCAGAUAGAUGGCUUUGGUGCAUUGGAGUUGGUCUUGUUGUAGGAUUAACUAAAUUUCCUGUUAGUUUUAUGAUGGAAAGUGAUUAUCGUAUUUUAAAUCACAUGUUCGCAAGCCACGAUCUUGACACAUCUAGUGAAUUAUGGAGCAAACCGAACACUCCAUUCAAUCUCUCAAUUUAUUGCAUUCUGUAAGAAAUCCUGUAGUUAACCAUUUAGGAAAUUCAUUCUGAUUAUCUUGGCUACAUGCUCACCUAUACCAGCUGGUAUGAAGGAAUCUAUGCCAUUGUUGGUGCAGCAUCAUUAGGAGGCGCUAUUACUAGGACAGUUUCAAUAGCUAUGAUUGUUUUUGAAAUUAUAGGACAAACUAGUCACAUGAUUCCUCUUCUUGUUGGAACAUUAAUGGCUUAUGCUGUCAGCAAUUCAAUCGCAUUAUCUGUGUAUGAUGCAUUGCUAGAAAUAAAAAACCUUCCAUUCCUUCCCACAAUGUCAGGAGUUACGACCUAUAGCUUAACAGCCAAAGAUCUAAUGAAUGAAAACUUCCUUUACUUAACCUCUGAUUCUAGUAUCUCGGAUAUUGCUAUAAUCGUUAAUUAAGUUGGGUAUAGGCCUGCCACAAUACCAGUAGUAGAAACUGCUAACAGAAAGACUUUGCUCUUUACUGUACAGGCUCAACUACUUAGAAAAUAUCUAUUCAGAAUUUACAAAUUGGCUUCUAAAAAGCUUGAACCAGAAAUUCAAAUGGUCUUGAAUCAAUAUUUUUAUUCGCUAAAUUGUAUUAACAACUAAUCUGAUGCAGCCCAUAAAGAUAUUACGGUUGACCCACUUGUAAAUUAGAGAGAAUAUCAGCUUUAACAACUUAGUGUUAUAAAUAGAUAAUCUGGUUUCUCAAGAAAUAGAAGUGGAUUUAGCGCCUCAUUAUUAGAUGAUUAAGAGGGAAAUGAUUAUCAAAGAAGAAUUGAAAGAUAAUAGCUUGCCUUAGAAGCAUUUUGGAAGACACCAAUAAAUUAUGAAGACCCAAUUCUAUCUAAAGACAUUGCUCCAUUUAUAGUAAUGCAGGAUACUCCAAUGUCAAAGCUCCACUUCCUUUUUAUCAUGCUCAACAUUUCAUAAGUUAAUGUAGUUAAGAAAGGUAUUAUUACUGGCAUUAUAACAAAGCUUGAAUUUGUAAAGAAGAGGAAAGAAGAGCAAAAAAUUAAAAGAAAGGAAUAAAGAGCCCAAAAGAAAUUACAAGGAGGACUCUAUACAGAUAUUGACAAACCUGGAAGAGAGGAGGGAAUUUUAGAUAGACCAGCAGUACCUGAUCAAUUAUAGAACUCAGGUUAUGUAUUAGAAAGAGAAGAACAAAAAUAAGAAUAAUAGACAAACUAAAGAGUGUCAGAGAAAAAGGAAACUGCAUAGUAAUAGCACAAAGAAUUUGAAUAAGAGAGGUAAAACCUUUUAAUAUAGCAAAGAGAUGAUAGUGAUGAAGAGAGUGAUAAGGAUCAAUAAUGA
Molecule: messenger RNA, 2529 nt
Organism: Stylonychia lemnae
Lineage: Eukaryota; Ciliophora; Spirotrichea; Sporadotrichida; Oxytrichidae
Source: the annotation of a GenBank genome assembly